AUAUGAGUGAAGUUUGAAGGGCAGAGUCUUGCUGGAAGAGACUAGAGUCGCAAAAUUCUGUGAAACCCUUAGAGACGCGUAACGAAUGAACAGAUUGUCAUCGGACUCUGUUUUUAUCCUUUAAUUUAAUUAGCUGAGUCUUCUCCUCGUCUAUUUUCCAGCUAACGUAAUGGCUACCUCCCUGGAUAUGACCCUGGAUGAUAUGGUGAAAAGAAAUAAGAGUGAGAGAGGCAGAGGCCGGGGUAGGCCGCGCCGUGGCAGAGGCUUUUUUGGUGGUGGAAGAAUGACAGCAACCACCCUUGCUACUCGUAGAGGUCCCCUUGCUGUCAAUACCCGCCCAUCGCAACACUCUAUUGCCAAGUCUUCCCACAGGACCAGGAGCACACCAUGGCAGCAUGAUUUGUUUGAAGACAGCCUUAGAGCUGCAGGGAUAUCAGGAGUAGAAGUUGGCACCAAGUUAUAUGUAUCCAACUUGGACCUUGGAGUCACAAAUGAAGAUAUCAGGGAACUUUUCUCUGAGAUAGGGGAGCUGAAAAGAUAUGCAGUUCAUUACGAUAAAAAUGGUCGGCCAAGUGGUUCAGCUGAAGUUGUUUAUCUCAGAAGGAGUGAUGCAUUUGCUGCUCUUAAGCGGUAUAACAAUGUACUGUUGGAUGGAAAGCCCAUGAAAAUUGAAAUUGUUGGUGCCAAUGCAGAAGUGCCAAUUUCAGCUCGUGUUAAUGUAACUGGAAUAAAUGGAAGGAGGAAGAGGGCUGUUGUUUUGACGCCUGGACCAGGUCAGUCAAGAAGCUCUGCUGGACCUAAUCGCAGUCUUAACCGUCGUGGGGGUAUGAGGAGUGGCCGUAGUGGUUCUCGUGGUAGAGGCCGUGGCCGUGGAAAAAAGAAGCCAAUUGAGAAGUCGGCAGAUGAUCUUGACAAGGAGCUGGAAAACUAUCAUGCUGAAGCCAUGAAUGUUUCAUGAAGUCUAAAACCAUCAUGAAUUUAACAUAAUAUUUUUGCUUCUUGUUAGCUGUACAAAAAUGGCUUGGCAGCAUUUUAGUUUCGCAUUGUAUUUUAUUUGUUAGAUGGGUUUUUUGUUUAGUUAUUAGAUUUUUAAGUUGAGUAGGAUGGGUUUGUUUUGUCAUCUAGGUAGAUUUGAAGCCUUAGUUGAAAGUGGAAGUGUGAUGAGUUUAGAACUUGGUAUGUGAUUGCGAACUCAGUUUUACUGCCUGUCAAGUCUGCUUGAUUGACAAUGAUAUUGCCCUCGUCUCAGGAGCACAAGCCUGAUCUAAUUUCA
Molecule: messenger RNA, 1273 nt
Organism: Theobroma cacao (cacao)
Lineage: Eukaryota; Viridiplantae; Streptophyta; Magnoliopsida; Malvales; Malvaceae
Product: THO complex subunit 4C-like
Biological process (GO): mRNA export from nucleus
Cellular component (GO): nucleus
Molecular function (GO): mRNA binding
Source: RefSeq, a predicted model, not a curated record